Messenger RNA from Anthonomus grandis grandis, 2359 nucleotides. RefSeq lists its product as uncharacterized. The record is from RefSeq and is a predicted model, not a curated record. Bases 558 to 1106 code for a protein of 182 amino acids. NCBI's taxonomy places the organism in Eukaryota, Metazoa, Arthropoda, Insecta, Coleoptera, Curculionidae. The transcript has 2 exons.
UGUAAACUGUUAUGUAAUCUGAAAUAAAGAAAGUUUAUUAUUAUUAUCGACGAUUUAGUUAUUGCCACAUACUGGGUUUUGCCGAUGACUUAAAGUUAUUCUUUAACAUAAACAGUAUUAAUGAAUGCUUAUUUCUUCCGUGUUGUCUGGAUUUCUUAGAUACUUGAUGUGUUGAUAACAGUCUAGGGUUUAAUGUGUUAUAAAGUGUAGUAUGAUCAGUUAUUCAAGAUCAACCAUUACUUACCAUAGAUACAGAGUGGAGUAUUUGACAGCAACAAUACCAUUUUGAGCAGACUUAUUCAGAUUACUGGUCUUGGCACAUAGACUUUAUGCUUUAUAUCCCUUACGCUUCAGCAUGUCAAUUGUGUGAUUCUUAUUAACAUGAGAUAUAAACAUCAAAAUGAUAUUUUAACUGUCCAAAACGAUACGACACGAUUGUGCAAGACACCUCUUUAUGCUUUUAACGCACGGGCUGGAUUUAGUAGCCAUUUUGACUUCGGCAGAGGAGCAUGAAUUACCGUUUUUUUUUUUGUUUUUUCGAAUUCUUGUGACUUGUGAUGGCGAAUAACGGAUCCAAGAGAUUAUUGAACUUGGAGAGGCUCGCAGCCAAUCCAGAUGACGUGUAUGAACUCCUUGAUGACCUUGAGUCCGAUUUUGAGGUGGAAAGCGAUAAUAAUGAUGAAUUUUUUGCUCCACCCGAACGCGUUUUAUCGGAAGAUGAAGAGUCCGAAAGCAGCAGCAGCAGCAGCAGCAGUGACGAGGACGCGCCUAGACCUAGUACCAGCCAAAAAAAGUCUUCUGCUCCAACAUGGGUAAAGCAGCCAUUUGAAGGCAAAGAAAUCCCUACUAUGUUUGAUAACCAUGAACCUGAGCCAGUUUUGAGUCCAUGGGGUUAUUUUAGUAGAUAUUUCAAUGAUGAGUUUUUUGAAAUGGGGGCAGCGUUAACUUCUCAGUAUUACUUGCAACAACAUGGUAGGGAAAUCACUCCAAAAUUGACUGAUGAAGAAAUUAGGCAAUUUUUUGGUAUGCAUGCAAUAUUAUGGGAUGUUUUAAGUUUCCUAGAAUCCACCUUUACUGGAGUAUCAAAUAUCGAUUACCUCUCAUAGCUAAUGUUAUGGCGCGUGACAGGUUUUAUAAACUUCGAACGAAUUUUCACGUAGUGGAUAAUCUAUCGGAUGAUAUCAAAAAGAAGAAUCAUCUCUGGAAAGUUCAACCAAUGAUAGACCGAGUUCGACAAAGAUGUCUUGAAAUUCACAGGCCAGCGAAUGGUUGUUUUUCAAUUGAUGAGCAAAUGAUACCCUUUUUAGGACGAUGUCCUAUACGUCAAUUUGUCAAAAAUAAACCAAGGCCGGUUGGACUUAAGAAUUUUGUCAUUACAACGUCUUGUGGUACAAUAUUGGACUUCAAAAUAUACCAGGGUUCCUUGACGCCAUUGCCAGAUAAACAACUUGGUUUAGGGCCAUCAGUUAUUCUUCGUUUAAUACAAACCUUGCCACCUGGAAGCUUUAUUUUUUUUGACCGAUAUUUUUUCACAAUACCAUUAUUUGAAAAAUUAAAAGAAUUAAAAAUGGAAGGAACGGGAACCAUAAUGACAAACAGAGUAAAAGAAUGUGUAUUUCAAAAAGAUGCUACUAUGAAAAAAGACGACGCAGAAGUGCACGUAAAAAAAUAUACGAAAGUAUGUUUGACAAAAUGGAAAGAUAACAAACCAGUCAUCAUGGCAUCUACGGCUUUUGGAAUAGAACCAGUAAAAACUGUUCAGAGAUGGGAUAAAAACACAAAAAAACAUAGAAGUAUCCUGUCCAAAUGUAAUUAAAGUUUAUAAUGAAAAGAUGGGCGGAGUUGAUAUUUGUGAUCAAAUGACUGAGGCUUAUCGAACAUACUUUAAAACCCGAAAAUUUCAUCCCGAAAAACCAUUCUACACUUAUUUGACAUAGCUAUUGUGAAUAGCUGGAUGGAAUAUUGAAAUGACUGUAAAAAAAAUGGAUACAGCUCAAAGCAAAUCUUAGAUUUUUUGCAGUUUCGACUAGCAUUAGGAGAAUUUAUGGUUUGUGGAACAAAAAAAAGAAAUCUAAACUAUGAACAUGCUCAAACGGAUAAAAAUGAAGAACUUUCUGCCAAGAAGGUAAGAUAUACACCUCUACCUUGUGAAGAUAAAAGAUUCGAUGGGUUUGAUCAUUGGCCAGUACAUGAGGAUCAAAAAAAUCCCAACACUUGUCGCCUGGAAUCCUGUCAAAGUAGAUCAAGAAUCAAAUGUAUUAAGUGUAAUGUUUACUUAUGUUUACAAAAAAACCAAAAUUGCUUCAAAACUUUUUAUGUUAAGUAGUGUAUUUUCGUAGAAAUAAACAUUUUCAAUAUA